CGUCCCAAAAGACGUUGCCAUUUCAAAGACCGGCAGUCCUGUUGAGUUUGUCCCAAGCAUCAUGCCAGCCAAACCAGCACCUAUAAAGAAGUCAGCCAAGAAGGCUGCUGCAAAAGAGGAGAAGCCGGCAGAGCCUGUGCCCGAGACUGUCCCGGCUGAGGCGCUUCCUGUGCCCGAGACUGUCCCGGCUGAAGCAGGACCGGUAGAAGCUCCAGCUGAAGAGGCAGUGGCCGAACCUGCCCCCGCUGAAGAGGCACCUGCUCCUGAAGGCCCUGCUGAUGAAGCUGCUCCUUCCACUAACGCUCCAGCUGAGGCGGCUCCUGCUGAAGGUGCACCUGUAGAAGAGCCACCUAAACCACCAACACCACCUCCUCCAGCAGUGCCCUCCAGUGCCCCUCAGAACCUCAGCGUGGAUGAUGUCAAUGAUACCUCAGUCACUCUUAAGUGGAGAUCCCCGGAGAACAUUGGCUCUGGACUGGAUGGAUACAUUGUAGAAUACUGCAAGGAAGGAUCUUCUGAAUGGGCUGCCAAUACCGAACUCACCACGUCCAAUCGGUUUGUCAUCAGCGGCCUGACAACCGGAGACCUACUUAACAUCCGUGUCGUGGCCAUGAAUGCCGGAGGCCGUAGCGAGCCCGUCAUCCUGCCACAGCCCGUCCCUGUCCGUGAGAUUAUGGAUCGACCCAAGAUCCGCAUGCCCCGUGCCCUGAGGUCAAGACACGUCAAGCAUGUUGGCGAACAGAUCAAUCUGGUUAUCCCCUUCUGUGGCAAACCAAAACCUGUGAUAUCUUGGACCAAGGAUGGCCAGCCUUUGGAUACGAAGAAGAUAAAUAUCCGCAACAGCGACAAGGAUAGCAUCCUGUUUAUCCGCAAGGCUGAGCGAGACGACUCUGGCAGCUAUGAGAUGACCGUGAAGAUCGACAGCUUCGAGGACAAGGCUACCCUCAUAAUUCAGAUUGUCGAUCUGCCCGGUCCUCCUACAUCUGUCAAGCUAGUCGACUCUUGGGGCUUCAAUGCAGCUUUGGAAUGGACCUCUCCCAAAGACAACGGCAACACUGAGAUCACUGGAUACACCAUUCAGAAGGCUGACAAGAAAACUGGAGAUUGGUUCACGGUUCUCGAGCACUUCCACAGGCUGAACGCCACAAUCACUGACCUUGUGAUGGGAAAUGUAUACACCUUCAGAGUUUUUGCCGAAAACAAGGUUGGAAAGAGUGAGACUGCUGCUGUAACAAAAGAUGCUGCUCAUAUUCAGAAAACAGUCCCGGCUGAGGUUGUUGUCCCCUGUCCUGUAGGUAUUGUCUACAAACCACCAGAGUACAAGGAGCACGAUUUCAGUGAGGCUCCCAAGUUCACAGCUCUCCUCAACGACAGAGCUGCCACUGUGGGCUACAACACUAAACUACUGUGUGCAGUCCGAGGCAGUCCAAAGCCUAAGAUCGAGUGGCUGAAGAAUCAGAUGCUCAUAGGGGAUGAUCCCAAAUACAGGCAGAUCAACAACCAGGGAGUGUGCUCGCUCGAAAUCCGCAAACCAUCCAGCUUUGAUGGUGGCGUCUACACUUGCAGGGCCAAGAAUUCCCUUGGUGAGGCUACAGUUGCCUGUAGGCUGGAGGUCAAACAGGUGACCAUCCAGGAAGAAAAAGAUAGGAAAUAAGAUGAUGUGCACAGUUCUGAUGUUAAGGAGCAGCAGGACAUAAUUCUAUAGAAUAACAAUGAUGUUUACAGUGGUGCAGGAGGAUGAGCUGAAGUGUGCACAUUAAUAGAGGCUCAGACUCGCUUCUGUGAUUCAUUCUUACAAGAAACAUUGGAUAGGUUCCUGUUUGGCUUAAAAGCUACAACCAGUUAGUGAGGACAUAAAUACGAAUGUUUAGUUUUAUAUUUCUUGCAUGUAUUUCAAGUGUCACUUUAGUUGUCUGAACCUGUUUAUUCAUGAUGAAAUCCCUCGUUGUAAUUGAGAGUGUUUCCAAUAAAAUAAUAAACCCACA
Messenger RNA from Rhinichthys klamathensis goyatoka, 1985 nucleotides. It is a transcript of the gene mybpha, whose product is annotated as myosin binding protein Ha. NCBI's taxonomy places the organism in Eukaryota, Metazoa, Chordata, Actinopteri, Cypriniformes, Leuciscidae. Gene Ontology annotation, molecular function: protein binding. The record is from RefSeq and is a predicted model, not a curated record. Bases 62 to 1654 code for a protein of 530 amino acids. The transcript is spliced from 14 exons.